GAUGGGUACUGGCUGCAGGCUGCACCGUGGAGAAAAACGUGCCUUCACUCGUGUUGUGUCAGUGGCUGCCCACCUCACUGAGACCCCUGUUUUAUAACAGCACCACAGCCGGAUCGAUGGAUCUAUAGAGGAUGCAUGCACGCGUGCAGUUGUUUACAAAGAUAAAGGAAUCUCAGAACUCCUCAUGGUGCUUGAAGGCAGUGAGAUGGAUGGCAUUGGGAACACCAUGCAGAAGAAGGCUGCAGAGCUGGAGCGUCUGGCCGAGGUGCUGGUCACUGGAGAACAGCUAAGGUUACGUCUCCAUGAGGCGAAAGUGAUCAAGGACCGGAGGCACCACCUGCGGACGUACCCAAACUGUUUUGUGGGCAAAGAACUAAUUGAUUGGCUGAUUGAUCACAAGGAGGCCACAGACAGGGAGACCGCCAUUAAGAUUAUACAGAAGCUUUUGGACCAGUGCAUCAUUCACCAUGUUUGUGAUGAGCACCGGGAGUUCAAGGACAUGAAGUUGUUUUACCGCUUCAGAAAGGACGAUGGCACAUUUCCAUUGGACAAUGAAGCCAAGGUCUUCAUGAGGGGACAGCGUCUCUAUGAAAAGCUGAUGGAGCCAGAGAACAACCUGUUACAGAGCAGGGAGGAGGAGGGUGGGACAUUUGAGCGAACCCUCGUGGCGUCGGAGUUUAUUGAUUGGCUGCUACAGGAGGGAGAGAUGCCCACCAGAGAGGAGGCCGAGCAACUGGGACGAAGGCUACUCGAGCAUGGCAUCAUUCAGCAUGUUACCAACAAGCACCACUUUGUUGACGGACCGCUGCUUUACCAGUUCAGGAUGAAUUUCAGACGGAGAAGGAGGUUGAUUGAGCUUCUUCAUGAGCGAAGUCGGACCAUCCCGGAGAGCCAUGACAGUCCGUUCUGUCUGAGAAAACAAAACUCAGAUGGGAGCAACACCAGCUUUCUCUCAGUUAGUCCUACUAAAGAGAUAAAGGUGGUGGUGGGGGUCCGCCGCAGCAGCCUGAGCAGCAGCUGUGGGAGCAGUGGUUACUAUAGCAGUAGUCCGACACUCAGCAGCAGCCCACCAGUCCUGUGCAACCCCAAGUCAGUUUUAAAGAGACAAGUGAGUCCAGAGGAGCUACAGGCACCGGGAGGACCCUUUAUAAAGAAGACAUUCACCAUUGUGGGUGAUGCAGUUGGAUGGGGGUUUGUUGUGCGAGGCAGUAAACCUUGUCACAUUCAGGCAGUGGACCCUGGCGGCCCUGCAGCUGCUGCUGGCAUGAAGGUUUGCCAGUUCGUGGUGUCUGUGAAUGGUUUGAACGUACUGUCACAUGACUACAGAACAGUGAGCAACCUCAUCCUCACUGGACCCAGGACAAUUGUUAUGGAGGUGAUGGAGGAGAUUUGAAUAGAAAGACAGAAAAAAAGUGCACAACAUAGUACACUUUCUGCAAAGAUAACUUCAGAAGAACUUGCCCUUGAAAAACCAGAGCAGCAGUGACUGGAGACUCAACUUGUUCACUUUGUUUGGACAAGGUGGGUGACGGGCCAGAACUAUGUUUAAAAGUGCGAAGGUUGAGUAAAUGAUUCUUGAAAACAGGACAAGAAUAUGUCCGUAGAUGCACAAAAACUGUAAAGAAAAUGUUUUUAAAAAAUCAUUCAACCAUGUUGCGCUAAUCUCACUGGAAGAGACAAAAAUCUGAGUCAAAUAGCAUCAUGAAUUUGAUUGUUAAUGGGAUUACAGUAUUGCAGGGAUUUCCAAGUAUUUCGUUCACAUCUAAAGAUGACCCAGGAAGAAUGAUUCACAGGCCUUGACCCAUGGCAUGUGACCCCCACUUGUGGCCACUCCUGAAGAUUUUCUGGCCCUGGUCUGCCCUCUGCUGGAAGAAUGGAAUACUGAAAUAAUUACAACUUUUUAAAACAAAGUUGUAGAUGAACAAAACACACUAGGAAAACUCACUUGUACCUAAAUAUCUUUGUAUACAAAAUGAAUUGAAAACAUAAUCAAAAUUAUCAAAACUGUAAUUUAAUAAUUAGACUUUUCUGGUGAUGUUUGCUUUUUUGCUUAGUUUGUUUGUUUUGUAAACAAACAUUAGCACAAUAACCAAUAGUUUGAAUUGACAUAAGCACUUAAGUGAUAAAUGAUUGCUUUUAUAAAUCUUGUAUUUACAUUCUACAAAAAUAACGCACAAUCAGUCACUUAAUAUUGUGUGAAGAAAUACUCUUAGAUGUUAUGACAAACACAUGUAUGUACAUGUUUACUGACCACAUUGAUCACUAUAUUGUUUGGACAAAUAAUAUUUUAAAUUCAAAGUUAGACUAUGUUUAAAGCUCAGUAUAUUUUUGCACCUCAUUGGCAUUAUGUGUAAAGGAAGUUUGAUUUGAGUGCGAUUUUAUUAUACAGGUCUAAAAAGAGCAUGGUUCACAUGUAGGUCUGUAGUUUGUAAAGCCAGUCCUAUAAAAACUUUAUGAAUUAAGUUUUGUUACUUUAGAGAGGUUCAGUAAAGAUACUCCCAUAGCUUCACAUAGCACAUUUCUUGCAAGUAUCUGGCAUGUCUCUAGUGUCAUCUUGUUAAAGUCAAUGUCAGUCCUGUUAAGUCGUAACAUGCAUGACGUCUGAAGACUAGUUGUAUAUUUUCACAGUUUAGAAAUAAUGAUAAAAGAGAGUUGUAGAUUUUAAAACCCUUACUGAACCCUCACUGUUAGCUGUCAGACUAGCAUUUUAAUAUUUUGUCAAACUACUAUUUAACUUACUCUUAACAUUUUUGUUGACGUUUAAAGGAUGAAAUGGCUGCUUGUAAUGAAAAGUUAUAGAUGACUUAAGAAGAUUGUAACAUAAUUCUUAAAACCAGCUUUAACUUUCUGAACAUAUUUUGUCACUGUGGUUGACUAACUGCAACUUUUACUUUUAUGUUAAUAUGUUAUAUUUCUCAUAAAGCGAUUGUGCCUGGGACUGUUUCCAAAAGCGGGUUAUAAAGGGGACAAAGGUUGCACUAGACUCGUAUAAUAAUAAAAGAGUGUCUGGUGUGGCCUCAGAAAGAUCUUGAACAGGUUAGUAGGUCAAAGCUGGUAAAUACAAAAUGUUCUUUGACUGUUCAACUACAAAUAUUUGCCUUAACAACUUGUUUUGCUGCUAUUACUGCUUAGCCUCUUCCUCAGUAGCUCCAAUCAUUUAGACAAUCAGUGUCUGCGUGUUGGUGUGAACAGCAUUUACAAGAAGCACAAUGGAAAGCAAUGGAAUGAUGUACUGAUGGUGUUAUUACAGCAUUUUACGUUGAUGUAAAGCCGACUGUUAUAAAAGGUACUGCAGAAUUAUUUUUAGACUUUUGUGGGACUUUGCGACAGUAGCUUACACCAUCAGUUGUUGUAGCUAUGGUUCAUUUGGAUGUUCUAAUACAAUAAAACAAAAAAUAAUACUAAA
Boleophthalmus pectinirostris (great blue-spotted mudskipper) is the source of this 3406-nucleotide messenger RNA. RefSeq names its product DEP domain containing MTOR-interacting protein (gene deptor). The transcript is spliced from 11 exons. The coding region runs from base 185 to 1393 and encodes 402 amino acids. The record is from RefSeq and is a predicted model, not a curated record. Gene Ontology annotation, molecular function: protein binding. Lineage: Eukaryota; Metazoa; Chordata; Actinopteri; Gobiiformes; Gobiidae. Gene Ontology annotation, biological process: negative regulation of TOR signaling; intracellular signal transduction.